This is a messenger RNA of Volvox carteri f. nagariensis, 5205 nucleotides long. RefSeq lists its product as uncharacterized. Bases 1 to 5205 code for a protein of 1734 amino acids. The transcript has 19 exons. The record is from RefSeq and is a predicted model, not a curated record. NCBI's taxonomy places the organism in Eukaryota, Viridiplantae, Chlorophyta, Chlorophyceae, Chlamydomonadales, Volvocaceae.
AUGAUUCUUGUCGAACCACUGUGUGGGUGCCCUAGGUCAUCAGGAGGCGAGCUCGUACGGCUCAAACGGACCUGGUGCUGCAGCGGCGGCGGCGGCAGCGGCAGUGGCUCUCGAACUGCUGCUCUGUGCCGACAGCGACACCGAUCCAGUCCGCCUCUCAUAUCCUCGCCUUCGCUCGCGCCAUUCAUACCACCUUAUCCUCUGGCUCACCCUCUGGCUUACGUAGUGGAUGGGCAUGAAGGAAAGCGACGGGGACGGCAUAAGCGAGAUAUGGGGGCGGUUAUUGUCUGUGUCUCGAGCCCCGUGCUCACACCGGCGCCGUUAUGGUUUGAUAUUUUUGCUGGUGCUACGAACAUUGCUUUGGUUCUUUUCGCCACCCUUGGUCUCGGUGAACUAGCCGCGUCGCAACUUGUUAGCAAUGCUAUUCUCGUGGCAUGCCUGUGGGCUGCAAGUACUGUCGGUUGCGCAUAUUGGUCAGCUGUACAGCGGCAACGUGGCCGAGCACAGCGGCGGCUAGUGCAAGGGCCUCCACGUCACGGCGUCCAGCCUAGUGCUGGCGUUUCCAUUGCGGAGCCGGGCGGUGCCUCCACAGUUGCAGGGAUUGCCGAGCUCCUGCAACAAGAGGAGGCGGUCCACAGCGAUAGCACCGCCAACAUCAACAACAGUGGUGGCGAGGGUGCCAUUCCGAGCAGCGGCAUCACCCUCUUGUCUCCUGUCCAAUGCGGCUCGGGGAGGCUGGGCCCGGUGGCCGCAACCGAUAGCGGCAGCGGCCGCUGUGGUAUCGCGCUGGAUGUGGACACCGGGUGCAGCCGCCGUAGCACGGGAGCUCCCUCACCUGAGCCCCACCGGGUGCGGCCGCCGCAUGCUCCGGCACUCCCCAACGGUGCAGCCUGUGCAACUCCAGUCACACCUCGCGCAGGGAUGGCAGUCUCAGCAGAAACGAUGGCCGCGCUCAGCACCGCUGCCGCCGUUGCUGCUGCUGCAGCCGCGCAACAGCAGCCGGGACAGGAUGUACGAGGGUUACAACUUCAAGAGCUCAGCCUCCCUUCGCCGGCCGCCACCACCGCUUCCCCGCUGGACAGCGCGUCGCGUCCUCUGCCGCCGUACACGCCCUUCCGCCCAUCCCUAGACGCGCUGGUGACUGCCAAGCUUCCUGCACCUCGAGCCUACACUCCUUUCCUUCGCCACCACGUGACUCACGUGAAGCUGCAGGGAGUGGAUCCCUCCAUGAUCCAGCCCGGCUACCAGGAGCGGCUGCGGCAGCUCAUCCACGCGCGCACGGGCCGCUGGCUGUCGCAUGUGUACGUGCGGGAAGGCUGCAUUGAGCUGGUGCUGGAUUGCGAGGAGUGGGGCUCGGGAGUGUUGACACGGGGGUCGGCUUGCAGCACCUGCGAUAGCUACGGCGUCCCCGGCGGCAUAGGCUUGGAGGUGGAUGCGGAGGAGAUGCUGUGCGAUGCAGCGUCCGUGUUUCUCGAUGGCGAUGGAUGCGGUAGUGGGAGGCGCGCGUCGGCGGAAGGCGAGGGUGAGGGCGGAGGCGACUUUGCGGGGACAGGGGCCUGCAGGGGCAUGGGCGAUUGGGAUGGGAACGGCGGUGACGGCAGCGGCGCUGCCAGGAGCCGGCCGUCCCUGGCGCGGCCUCGGAAGGACAGCACCAGCAAGAGCACUAACAGCAGCAGCACUAGCAGCAGCAAGAGCGGCAGCAGCAUGGGCAGCUCGGUGCGGGUGCUGGGCGACGUGGAGAGGAGUUGUGCGGCGCACGGGCGGAGCAGUGCUGCGGGAGAUGCAGGAGGGCAAGGAGGGGCCGGUGGGGAGGUGCAGGCUGUGGAACGGAGAGGCGGGCAGCCGCAGCCUAGGAAGCUGAAGGUCCCUCGUGCACUUCUGGGCCAGCAGCAGAGCUCCGGGGGGGCUGCGGUCUCCGCAGCCUCAGCGCCGCCUUGUGCCGCCAUGUUCUUGUCCGCACCGGCCGCUGAACGCACGGCCUCGCUAGACUGGCCCACGACCUGUGUCCACUGCGAUGACCCCGGCACACCAUCAGGGGGUCAGGGGCUUCCGGGGCCUUGCGGCCUAGGGGGUCGACGGAGGCUGCGAACGGGGCAGCAGCAUGUUGACCCGGUGAACUGCGCGGCAGCGGAGGUGGCGGCGCUGCUGUGUGAUUCGACGAUGGAGGGUGUGGGCACCUGGGAGGUAGUGCGUGCGCUGCAGCUGCAGCCGCAGCCUUUGGGGCCUUGCGGGGAUGGCGCCGGGGUUGGCGGCAGCCGCGAGUUUAGCACUGGUGGAACUGGUAUCAGCACCGGCGCGGGCGCUGGUGCGGACGCGGGUGUGAUUGGUCGCGGUGGCGGCUUUUCCCGGCAUCAAGCUGGGGUGGCGAUGAUGGCGCCGACGUUGUUGGAGGGUCGAGCUGCUGCUGUGGCUACCGCAGCUGCCCGGUCCCCGCUGGGGUGUUUAUUGCUGCAUGGAGGAGGAGGAGGAGGAGAGGAUGAUGGACGAUGCAGCGGCAGCAGUGAGGGGGAGCACAGCGGCUCUCGGGCCAUGCGCGGAGGCAAUGGCAGUGGCGGCGGAGGUGGAGGUGGAAGGUUGACGACCGCGAACGGCGGUAGCGGUGGGGAUGCCUCGGCCGCUGGUGGCGCUGGCGACGCAGUAUCGGGGACGGCAGCGCAGAGGGUGGUGUUUGUGCAGCAGCAGCCGCCUGUGACUGCCCAAGCCGCGUCAGGGACUACUGUGACCGCGGCAGCGGCAGGAGCAGCGGGGGUCGAGCGCGUGGAGCCGCCCCUGACAUUGAAGGUGGUGGUACGAUGCAACUCGGAACUACUUUCCGGGGCCUCCCUGGAGCUACUGGUCCGAUCAGAAGGCCGCUACCUGCCGGCAGUUGUCGCGAGCGGCGGACAGCCGCCUUCGCACGGUGGCGACGAUGCGGCCGCGGGCAGCGACGUCGAUGGCCGCCUGUCGUACAACAUCGAGCUUCCGCUGUCUUCGCCGCAUUCGUCGCUGCACCCGCCAUCGCUGCUGCUGCGGCCUGGGAUUAUGUUGGUGGACCUCCGAGUGGCGGAUGUGCCGGUUCACGCGGCACCAGUUGUUGUAGUCCGCGACCCAAGAAUGGUUUCGGAGCUGCGUACGGCGCUAGCGACGGCUCAGCUGUCAGAUGAUGACCGCGACUCGUUGCUGAUGGAUCUGGGCACCUGGGUGUUCCACGCAGCUGCGGCGCGUCAAGAGGUUGCUAAUGCGCGCGGUGUCGGCGGUCUUGGCGGCGCCGGCGCGGCUGCGGGCUCGGGUCAAGGUCUGACCCAUGGGUCGCAGGGUGCUUUGGGAUCCGCUUUGGCCGGGGCGGUGCCAGCGCUGCCUUCCACGUGCCUCGUCGAUGCCGGUGACGAAAGUGGCACUGAGCGUUUGGGGAUGCUGGGACUGCACUUGUUGCGGUACGCGCUGGCAGCAGGCUGGUGGCAUACGGCAGCCUGCCUGGCGGAAGACUUGGCGGCCAUGGGCGUGAAAGAGGGUCUGGCGGCAGAGCUCGAGGUGGCGGCGGCGACGGCGGCAGCCGCCGCCCCUUCGACCAGAUCUCUGGCGCCUCCUGGCGGCAACCCGCUGGAGUUGCAUCGUGCUGUGACGGCCGACCCAGUGGCAAUGGGGCCGGGUCGUGGUGCGUUAACGACGAGCACCCCAACGGUCGUGGCAAUGCGGCUGCUGCCGCCUCCGCGUCAACUCCGGUCGGAGUGCCCGCGUGAUGGCGCAACAGCAGUCGCCGCGCCGCGAGUGCAGGGCGACAGCGGCAGCUGCGGCGGCGCGGCCGCCGCCGGCAGCGGUGGUUUUAAUACUGCUGGCGGCACAGGGCAGGUUCGCCGUCGCCAUGGUGCCGCGGCGCCCUGGCAAGUCGCCACGCAAAUCUUGGCGCCCAGGGUGGCGGCUCUCAGUGCCAAAGUCCAAGACGCGCAACGAGGCCGACAUGCUGAGGCGACGUCCGGCAGCCGCGCGGACAGUGGCAGUGCCCUCAUCAGCGCAAGGCUUCCCGACGGCGACGCGGCGGCUUUCGAUGCGGCAGAUGCGGCGACGGCGGCGGCCCCCCCUCUGACGGCCCUGGAUGCGCUGCUCGUGGAGACCGGGUUGCGGCGGUUGGGGUCCCCGGAGGCGGCGGCCUACCGCACAUAUGCGGCGCCUCGCAUUGCCGCCCAAGGUUACGUCAUCACCAUUCUGGAUUUGUUGUCCCUGGCGGCCCUGGCGCUCCGGGGCUCCCGGGGCCCCGCGGAGGCCAGCUCGCGGGUCACACUGCUGGCCUGCUGGGUCAGCGUGCUGGAGGUGGCGAUGCAGCUGAGGGCGAGGCGCGGGAGGUCCGGCAGCGGCACCGCCUCCACAGCCACCUCCAUGGACUGGCCGAGGAUACACCAGGUCUGCAAGUUGCUGCGCUAUGUCUCGUACGUGGCGACCAAGCUUCUGUGUGCGCUGGGUAUCGCUUCCAUGCCUCCCGGGAUCGACUGCUACGUGACCGGGGUGGCCAUCUUGGUGCAGGAGGGUCUUGUGCACCCCGCGUCUUGCCUGCUGUCACUGCCCCUGCUGGCAGUCCUGACCUCGCUGAGGCUGGUGGCCAACGCCAUGCUCGUCUUUGCGUGGGUGCGUGUAGAGACGGUAGAAACGCACGUUGGGCCCAUACGCAUGGCCAGUGGGUGCGUGUCGGACGCUGCACUCAAUUCUCCGGCUUCUGCUCCCGUGGACCGCAGGUUCAAGGGCGGCCGGAUUGGCUGGGGCGGCUCCGUGUACUGGGCAGCCGCCAUCAGCGCCACAGAGGUGCUCACCUCGGUGGCACUCAAUGUCCACUACCGUAUGUCGUACAGUCGCUGGGCUGCCGACAAGCGCCGCCAGCUGGCCGCCCGGCGCCAGCCCUGGAGCUCUUCCUCGCCUCCAGCGGCUGGGGAGCUUGUAGCAGGACUGGGGCAUUGGUCCGGUGUAUACCCACCAACGCUGCGCAAGGAGUGGAGCUCUCGGGGAGUUCACCGCACAGAGCGCGGCGCACCCGGCUCUCGUCACUCGGGUGCCCCUCCCGCGCCCCGUCGGUCGCCACCACUCCCCACCACCGUCACAACCACAUUCGCCAUCGCGGUCAACAACACCGACGGCAAGAACAUCCAUCACCAACUUAGCAACUGCAAACAGCAAACAGCAAAUACGUGCAUCAACAUCAACAUCAACAUCAUCAACUACGCCAAAGCUCGACUAUAA